AUGCAUGUAAAUGCCUCUCUUGACGGUGGAGCUUCUUGUAUGUACGUAUAUUUUAUUUUUUGUGCAUUUGUGUUUGCUUCUGGAGAGGGUGAGUUGACAGAUUGGAGAGUAUACCUGGGAGGAAGAAACAUGCGGAGGCCUCUCUCGGACGAAGAGCGUGCGGCGAAGGAGGCCCGCCUGGCGGAGCUUCGUCGCCGAGUGAAUGCGCGGGACGGUGACUCGUCCUCGUCGGCGGCGGUUCCCGAUCAACCCCACAACACUUACGCCUCCGAGGACGCACAGGAUAGCGAUGAUUACGAUGACGAUGAUGAAUUCUUCCAGGAGGCAGAGCGGGCUCAGAAAGGCACGGCAGGCGUCUGCAUGUACGCGAAGCCAAUGGGUGAGUUGAUGGGAGAGACGGUGGAGACGGGGCCGAACGCCAGGCGGUGCACCGUUGGCGACUUUGAACUGCUUCGCCUGGCGAAGAUGGGGGAUCUCCUUUCCUUCAAGGAGUUCUCGGCUAUCGUCGGUAUUGACCCCACUGCCUUUCAAGACAAUCACGGACGAAAUGCACUUCAUUACGCGGCAGACAGUGGGGGUAUUUCGAUGCUUCAGUACCUAAUAGAGAAGAAGGUGCCAUUUACAAGGGAUGAGAAGAAAAUGACACCUGUUGACAUCGCCGUGCUGAAUCAACACAAGGACGCCGCAAGGCUGUUGACCGAAAAUUUUUCCGAAGCGGCCGAGGCACUGAAAAACUAUGAAGAAGCCCUUGAGAUUUUCACGCAGCCGCCGCCGAAAUUCACGAUGUCGAAGCCCGCCCCGCCUGUCCCGAAGGAAUCACGUCCCCGCGUCUUUUGGAAAGAUGGGGGAGCUGGUGCCCCUGACACCACGAGAACGAAUGGUGCGGACGCAGCUCCUUUUACGGUCUCGCAGCUUACGGAUGCACAUCACGAUCAGGUUGUGAGCGCCCUGGGCGGUGUGGUCCUGACGUACGAGAGCCACGGGUUUCACAAUUGGCUCCCACCCGCAGAGACCAAAACGCUGACUGCGACA
Trypanosoma cruzi is the source of this 1032-nucleotide messenger RNA. RefSeq lists its product as uncharacterized. Gene Ontology annotation, cellular component: cytoplasm; nucleus. The record is from RefSeq and is a predicted model, not a curated record. The annotation marks the transcript as partial. The transcript has a single exon. NCBI's taxonomy places the organism in Eukaryota, Euglenozoa, Kinetoplastea, Trypanosomatida, Trypanosomatidae. Gene Ontology annotation, molecular function: protein binding.